This is a messenger RNA of Fusarium vanettenii 77-13-4, 1395 nucleotides long. RefSeq lists its product as uncharacterized. Gene Ontology annotation, biological process: positive regulation of transcription by RNA polymerase II. Gene Ontology annotation, molecular function: zinc ion binding; transcription cis-regulatory region binding; DNA-binding transcription factor activity, RNA polymerase II-specific. Gene Ontology annotation, cellular component: nucleus. Bases 1 to 1395 code for a protein of 464 amino acids. Lineage: Eukaryota; Fungi; Ascomycota; Sordariomycetes; Hypocreales; Nectriaceae. The transcript has 3 exons. The record is from RefSeq and is a predicted model, not a curated record.
AUGCUGACAUAUCUCAAAGGAUGCUACGAAUGCUGCAAGCGGCGCCUCAAGUGCGACAAGACAGAGCCAGAAUGCCUCAAGUGCCAGAAAAAGGGCAUCUCCUGCUCCGGCCAGGGUCUCAGGUGUCGCUUCAGCAGCCACAUGGUCGUGAACCCCAGGACGCCAGGCACUCAGACGCUGAACCUCGCAUCGAGGCCUAGCGCAUCAUCUCAGAGCAGCAUCGUUAUCAACCAGCCUGAAAAGAGUUUUCGCUGGGUUGAUGCUGGACAACGUGUCAAGAAGGGACGCGUUAGGAGAUCUCAGGAGUCUGAGAAGUCUUCUACUAGCAGUCCGGAAUCGGCGUCCUCGAGCACUGAUGAUAGUGUGUCCGAAGUGUCAGACACACCACCAUCUGAAAGAUGUACCGUCGUGGUUCCUUAUGCCUAUCAAACGCCUCUUCGUCCCGCACCGGAUGAAUCAUCUCGUCCCCACACGAGGAUGCUCUUCAGUCACUUCGCCAGCGCCGUAGCCCCAGCCAUGGUCGUGCUAGACAUCUUCAGCAACGGCUAUCGAGACAUCAUCCUCCCUCUCGCCUGCCAAGACGAAGUCCUUGAACGGGCUGUCUCAGUUGUAUCCGCCUUCCAUCUAGCACAGAAAGCCCCAGGGCUUCGGCCCGCAGCGGAAGCAGGCCAUCACGCCAUCGUCACAAAGCUCCGCAGAGAUUCUUUCAAGCUCACACCAGAGCAACUGUUUAACCCAUAUACUCUAGCGACAAUCUUGGUCCUUCUCGUUGGCGAGACCAUCACAGGCGCCGACAACUACACCUAUCUUUUGGAGAUGCUCAACUGUCUCGUUCAGUCCCCGGAAUCCAUUGCCGCACUGCCACAGAGCCUCAGGGAGUUUUUCCUGCAACAGAUCAAGAUGUUCCAACUCUUCGGGUUUCCCCUCUCAGACGAGAGAAAAGGACUCAAUAUUCUCGCUAGCCCAGCCGAGGACUAUCUCGAUUUCAUGUCAUAUCCAGAUUUAGACCCAGAUUCAGAACACUACACCAAUAUGGAGCUCAUCAGAUCAGCCAUCAACGAUGCCUGCAAGAUAUACCGAAGGCGUGCCGAAUCUUCACUCAGUCAGGACGAGUCUAUCCACUUGAUAGAGCAGAUGCGACAAAAAGUUCUUGGACUGGACUGUAGCACUAAGGGUGCUCACGCUCUAGUUUGGACCUAUUUCAUCGCAGCAGCCGAGAGCACUCUACCAGAGCAUCGAGAGUUCUUCUCUGGACGGUUGAAAUCUCUUUACCAGGUCACAGGUUUUGGUAGUAUCCCUGUUGCGUUGCAAGCACUCAAGACUAUCUGGUCUAUGCAGGGCACUCGGAGAUGGACCGAGAUUGUCAGCACUGAUACUCCUAUUUUGAUCAUGUAA